Molecule: messenger RNA, 2030 nt
Organism: Mugil cephalus (flathead mullet)
Lineage: Eukaryota; Metazoa; Chordata; Actinopteri; Mugiliformes; Mugilidae
Gene: hexa
Product: hexosaminidase A (alpha polypeptide)
Exons: 14
Coding region: 67-1677 (536 amino acids)
Biological process (GO): ganglioside catabolic process; glycosaminoglycan metabolic process; carbohydrate metabolic process
Cellular component (GO): membrane
Molecular function (GO): beta-N-acetylhexosaminidase activity
Source: RefSeq, a predicted model, not a curated record
GUGACUGGUUGCUCGUUAGCACCUGACACACACAAACAAGCUAUCGUCGCUACUACAGUGGCCGGCAUGGAGCUCGUUUUAACAGUAAGUUCUGGGCGACACGCUCGUCUAAAUCACAAUUUGCUACUAUUAAUUAUCCUCCAACUUGGCCUGCACACGGCGGAGGGAGUGUGGCCACUGCCGCAAAGUUUCACCUCCUCGACGGAGCGAUACCCACUGAAUCCCCGGACUUUCUACUUCGGCUACGGAAGACAGUCAGCCACACAGGAGGGCUGCUCUGUGCUGGACGAGGCGUUCAAGAGAUACUUUUCUCUUAUUUUUCCUUCAGCAGAUGGUGUGCUGCGAUUCAGUGUGGAUAAACCAUUUAUCGUCACAGUCUCAGUUGACCACGGUGACUGUGAGAGUUACCCAAACGAGGACUCAUCUGAGAGAUACAGUCUGAGUGUCUCUGCUGGACAGGCAUCUCUGAAGGCAGAUACUGUGUGGGGGGCUCUUAGAGGCCUGGAAUCCUUCAGUCAGUUGGUGUAUCAGGGUGAUUAUGGCACAUAUUUUGUCAAUAAGACUGAGAUCGAAGACUUCCCCCGGUUUCAGUUCAGAGGGAUUUUGUUGGACACCUCGCGUCACUAUUUACCAGUGGGGGCCAUUUUAAAAACUCUGGAUGCAAUGGCCUACAGUAAAUUCAAUGUGUUUCACUGGCACAUUGUGGAUGACCCUUCCUUCCCAUACCAGAGCAGAACCUUUCCAGACCUUUCCAGUAAGGGGGCUUUCCAUCCGAUGACUCACAUCUACACACAGUCAGAUGUGAGGAGAGUGAUCUCACACGCCAGGAUGCGGGGAAUAAGAGUCCUUCCUGAGUUUGAUUCACCAGGCCACACCCAGUCGUGGGGAAAAGGGAAGCCUGACCUGUUGACUCCCUGCUACCGAGGGGGCACCCCAUCGGGAACCUUUGGUCCCGUUAAUCCAAUACUGCCUUCCACCUACGCGUUCAUGACGACCCUGUUCAAGGAAGUGACCUCGUUGUUUCCUGAUUCCUACAUCCAUUUAGGAGGGGACGAGGUUGACUUUACCUGCUGGAGAUCCAACCCCGAUAUCCAAGCGUUCAUGCGUAAGAUGGGAUUUGGAGUAGACUUCACCAAACUGGAAGCGUUCUACAUGGAGAGCAUUGUGAACAUCACUUCGGCUCUCAACAAGACGUCUAUUGUGUGGCAGGAUGUUUUUGACUACCAUGAAAGAAUUCCUAAGGACACAGUGCUGCACAUCUGGAAGGGUGUCCCAGCUAAGUAUCAGGAGGAGCUCAGUAAGAUCACCCAAGCUGGGAAGAGGGUCCUGCUGGCCGCCCCUUGGUACAUCAACCACAUUUCCUAUGGUCAGGACUGGCGCAACUACUACACAGUGCAGCCGCAGAACUUUUCUGGUACUGAGGAACAGAAGAAGCUGGUGAUUGGAGGUGAAGUCUGCAUGUGGGGGGAGUACGUAGAUGCCACCAACCUCAGUCCACGUCUUUGGCCAAGGGCAAGUGCUGCUGCAGAGAGACUGUGGAGUGAUGAGAAGCAGACCACCAGUGUGAAAGAUGCGUUUCCUCGAUUGCAAGACUUCCGAUGCCAGCUCCUGAGGCGUGGCAUCCGGGCUGAGCCUCUUUUUGUCGGCCACUGCAAGUACGAGUACCAAGGUAUCUGAAGAAUCCGGUUGGGUUGACGGCUCACAGUUGCCGUGUGGUGUUUCUAAGAUGGUGUUAAGUCUUUCAAAUUCAAAAUCGGUUUUCAGUUUUCAGUGAAGUGUAUCUACACAUUGUUUUCUCAGGGAUGUGUAUGAUAAUCUACCUUUUGCUUUUUUCAUUUUUGUAAUGACUGUGAAUGAUGAUUUUUGUUUUAUUUUUUAUUCAGAAUAUGCUGCAUAUAUCAAUGUAACGUAAUGUUACAUUUUAUUUAGUGGUUGCAAAAUCAAGAAGAAUUAAUAUGAACAUGAACACUGUCAGUAUGCUGUAGUUGCACUUUUGCACUGAAAUGUAAUAAAAUCAUGGUGGGUUUUUA